GAUCGAGCGGGCGGCAGUGUGUGUCUUGGGGCGCGCUCCGCACAACCUCCGUCGCGUCGACCUCCGUCUACCGUCGAGUCGCGUGCCGCCGAAGCCUUUCUCGCAGCGGGCAGGACAUGCCCCACGGCCUGUGACUCGCGCUGCCGCUGACAGUCCUGACAUGAGUCUGCCCAGGACGCUGCUCUUCAGGGACCGUGGCUGCCGGCGCGGCCGCAGGACCAACCACCUGUCCCUCUUCUACCUUUUCAUCCUUGUCGCACAAGUGUUGACUGAAGAGGCCCGCCAGCCGCGCUUUGCAGAGCCGAUCCCGAAUGUGACGGUGGCGCUGGGGAGGGAUGCAUCGCUGCCCUGCGUCGUCGAGCACCUCGGCACCUACAAGGUGGCUUGGAUUCACAUAGACCGACAAAUGAUUUUGACCAUACACAGACACGUAAUCGCGAGACUGCCGCGGUUUAGUGUGUCAUUCGACAACCAAAAAACGUGGCUACUUCACGUUUCUGGGGUGCAGCAGGAGGACAGGGGCUACUACAUGUGCCAGGUCAACACCAAUCCCAUGAUCAGCCAGGUUGGCUACCUUCAAGUUGUCGUUCCGCCCAACAUCCUGGACGAGGAGAGCACGCAAUCUGCAGUCGCCGUUAGAGAGAACCAAAAUAUUACUCUGACGUGUAAGGCUGAUGGCUUUCCGUCGCCCAAAAUCAUGUGGAGGAGAGAAGACGGACAAGGAAUAACAAUUGACCGGCGCAAGAAAGCGUCAGCUGUUUCAGUAAACGUGUACGAUGGCGAGCAGCUGAACCUGACGCGCAUCAGCCGGACUGAAAUGGGCGCCUACCUGUGCAUAGCCACCAACGGCGUGCCACCGUCGGUCAGCAAGAGAAUCAUCGUCGACGUCGAAUUUUUGCCGAUGAUCUGGGUACCGAACCAAUUGGUUGGAGCGCCGGCAGGCACGGACGUGACCAUCGAAUGCCACACAGAAGCGUUUCCGCGGGCCAUCAGCUACUGGGUGUAUGACACGGCGAUGCUGCUCUCGACCAAAAAGUACAUCACGUCGUUCACGGAAAACAGCUACCGCACACACAUGAAGCUGACCAUCCGGAAUCUCAGAGAAAAGGACUUUGGCAAUUACAAGUGCAUCGCGAAAAACUCGCUGGGAGAGACGGAAGGCUCCAUCAGACUAUACGAAAUUCCAAUGCCAUCGGUUCCACCGAAAGCGACAGAGAUUCGCAGUGGAGCAAGCAAAGAUGAGCGUGUGGUCGCCAGAAACUCGACUCGGCCCUCAGAAACCACUCCUCUCGGUGGCGAACAGACGUCCGGCUCCAAGAGGGGGGCUAGUUUCUCCUCGUCAGAGGUGUCUGCGGUGACCCCCAAACCCAGACCUGCACCUCCAUCCGUUGCUGAUUCGCAUGGCGAUCAAGGCUCCAGCAGCAUGUCCGUCUGGUGUGGACAACCGCAAAUAGUGCUCGCCAGCGCCACCGCCGUGCUCAUACGAGGCAUCUGGCCCAUUCGUUUACCUGCUAAUUAAAAGCGAGCGAGCGAGCGAGCGACGAGCGUGUCUCAUAUUAACUGAAACUAUAUCUUGCUCACGCCACGACGGACGAGAGGCAGCUAGCGGCCGCUUCCCAUCGUGUCAAUUGCACCCCCAACUCACGCAACAAGAGACUUUCCGACGCGGAGAAGUGUGAAAUAUCAUUGGUGAUGCGACGAACUGAUGCUGAUUUUAAGUGCCAAAAAUUAUUGCCCAGUGACAGAGAGAAUGAGGAAAGAGACGCUCCUUGCAGUGGGCGAACCUUUAGUUGAGAAUGGACAAGUGACAACAAUCUCCUGCCGUUAUCUAUGCGCAGUGAUUCAGAUCGGUGUCCCAGCAGAAAUCGGAAAAUUGUAAGAUAAUUAUAUUAGCCCGCCCCUGGAUCUUCCGGACCAAAAUGAAUCCGCUCUCGUCGGAGAAAGUGUUUCGGGCACUGCCAUUUAAGUUGAAAUGAGGCUUUGUUCUGUGUGUGUGAGAGAGAGAGAGAGCGAGGAUGUUAAAUUGAUUUCGUUUUCUUCAACUUCUCUGCGUUCAAAAUAUCUGCACCGUCCCGAAAACAAAACAAAAAUACACAAGUGUUUCUCCUGAUUUUAUUUUCUCCAUGUAAAUCGUUUUUUAGCAUCCAGAGCAAAAUUUUCAAGAAAAUAUGCUUGAAAUAAUUUAAAAACUCAAUAUUUAACACGUUUGGUGCUCCAGGAAAAUAUUGCGGGUAAAUCGCGGUGUGUAUAUUUUUCGAAAUGCGUUGUGAAUCUAACAGCUAUUGUGUUUUUCACCUUUAUUAAUCAACUGUUAAAAUUUAAUUUUUGGUCAGAAUGUGAAUAAAAAAGUGGGCAAAUAGAGUGUUGCAAUGUGUACGGUGAGCGUUUGUGUCAAGCGGCGGCAGUGUCCAUUUAUUGAUUGAAAGAGAUGAAUACAAUCGACCCCUCUAAACUGCACUCUUCUAAUAUCAUCAAAGAAAGAAAGGAAUUAAUUAUCGCAAGAGCUUUUAUAUGCAUUUCAGUUGAAUCGGACUCAUACAACAGUUAUGUAGUUGACGUGCACAAAGUCACACAACAACACACUCACGCCACACUCACGUUUGUACAAUUACUUUCCGAUGGAUUUAACAAUGAAAUGCACUGUAAUUUAAAAGUAUGAGAUAAAAAAACCCUCCCAUGUUAUGAAUAUGAAAAUGGCUCUCUUUAUACACAUAACGAUAACGAUAUAUUUUAUGUUGACUGUAUAUUGCGACCAUCAUUGGAUGUAGAAAGAUUUAACGAGCAGAUAAUCGCGCGAAUACAAUACACACACACAAUUAGUCGCGACGAAAUAUCAUCGCAUGAGCAAAAACAACACAAUACGUGUGCAAAAACCGCAACCAACCAACCAACCAACCAACCAACAACUAUCAUCGUCAACCGUGACCUACGCUAUAAGGAUGCCAAAAUGAAAAUUUUAAACGAUGAACGUGUCAACCGCAAGACAAUGGACAAGACUAACCAAUUAUUUGUCACAUGAGCAUCCAGUCAAUAAAAUCAUGUUUCAUUCUAUUUGA
Cloeon dipterum is the source of this 3056-nucleotide messenger RNA. Its product is annotated as lachesin-like. Lineage: Eukaryota; Metazoa; Arthropoda; Insecta; Ephemeroptera; Baetidae. The coding region runs from base 161 to 1519 and encodes 452 amino acids. Gene Ontology annotation, cellular component: neuron projection. The transcript is spliced from 9 exons. The record is from RefSeq and is a predicted model, not a curated record.